Molecule: messenger RNA, 6942 nt
Organism: Megachile rotundata (alfalfa leafcutting bee)
Lineage: Eukaryota; Metazoa; Arthropoda; Insecta; Hymenoptera; Megachilidae
Gene: siz
Product: Brefeldin-resistant Arf-GEF family protein schizo
Biological process (GO): regulation of ARF protein signal transduction; actin cytoskeleton organization
Molecular function (GO): guanyl-nucleotide exchange factor activity
Source: RefSeq, a predicted model, not a curated record
GAACGAGCGAGUCAGCCAGUCAACCUGAAACCGCGAACAACCGCGACACCGUGUGUUUCGUCCGUGCGCUGCCGAUGGCGCCGGGCCUUUCUGUCACCUCGCAAACAAACACCAGCUUCGAUUUCGACCGCGGACAUCGAAGCGGAUUUUACGCGGACUAGCGACCGACUUGCGGUAUCACACCUGUCAGUGUCGCGGCUCGAGAAAGCAGGGAGUUGCGUUAGAGCGUAGGUGAGAAUCGAAAUCGGAUCAACGAGUGGGUUCCUUCAAGGGAAUUGCGGGGUACUUCGUUAACUUCCAAGCUUAGUUGGAAAGAGUCUGUCCGCACGCCUGUUCAAAGUAGUGGUACUUCCAUAGGUACUUUUGUAGAAAUCAGUGUUUUGAAUCACAGUGUUGAGUUUAUGUGGAGCUGCAAGGUUGCUGUGCAGAGUGCUGGAGUUUGCUUUGGGGUCCUCAGAAUUUCGAGGGAUUCAAGCGAGUGUCGAGCCUCACAUGGAUGUCCCACAUCGAAUUUGAGUGCGUAUCGAUUUCGAGUGGAAAUUGGAACACGUCGGAAUUACCGUACUUUCAGUCCGUACGAUAUGGAACUGCACAUGAACUAGCAACACAAAGAAGUUGCAGCACAAUAUAUUUGCAGCUUAAGAAAAUUGUGGCACUCAACUUAAAGAACAACUGUCAUUUGAACGUCCUCCAAAUAAAGUUUGAGAACUUUCCAAAAGCAAUCAGAUCCAGAUCGUCCCAAAUUCUAAAUAGCCUAUCACUUCGAUAAGAAGGCUACGGGUUCGAUUUCCCGGGACUGCAGGAACCGUGGAAGCAUAAUCGCAUCGUGACCGAAAUCUCGCCUAAAAUCCUCCAGAAACCGCUGAGUGGUGUUCUGGCUGGAAAGCGAGGCGUUGAAACCGCGACAGAGGGGAUACGUUGGUCGAACGGUGAAAUCGAAGAUGCAGCGAGAGCUCGAUACGAAGUUCAAAGGAUAUAGCCGUGUCUAUUAAGCGUUUUGCUCUCGCGUUACGCCCGUGGAAAGUCAAACAGGAGAGGUGGAGAGAAGGGAACGUUGUUCACCGCGACUUUCACGUCGAGCCGUUUCUUGUCGAUCGCGUUGCGAAAAUCCAGCCUUACUCUGCCCGCGUUGACGAAAAGUUCCGUCUGUCGAACCCUAAACAAUGGACACGCAGCUUGCAAUCGUUAGAUCAGAAAGUUUGGUGUAAUUAAAUCGUUCUCAGGGAUCGGUGAUUUUUUCAGUGAGAAGUGAGCAGAAUUUUUUCAGUGAAAUCGUCGCGUUUUUCGAGUCUGCUCUCGAUUUUGAGAAAGCGAUCGAUGGACGAAGAUUGUGCAACGAGAUCGUUAGCUGAAAGUAAUGGAACGAGCGCAAAACACGAGUGAUACAAGAACGAGACAAUGAUCGGUGUAAUUGCAUGCUUAUUAUAGCAAGCAAAAACAAGAUCGUUAUGGUUUGGUAAUAAAGCGAGCAAAUGCCUGCAAUUUAACGGCCUCGCUGGUUCGAGUGUUAACGAAUUAUCGAAAGGAAACGUUUGAAAGCGAGUCGAACGUUUGAAGACAUCGAUUAUCGAUGGGAAUAUAAUUCCAAGAUAUUUCCUCGAGGUCUUUAGGUUCUGACAGCGAAUUAUUCAUUGAAGUAUAUUCAUUAUACUACAACGAAAUUGUGGACUGCAAUUGUAUAUUUAUAAGCUUUGGAACAUCAAGUUUGGAUAGAAUACUUUGUAUAAUUAUACUUUAUACAAUUUCAACGUGUUGAAGUUCAAAGGAACUGUGAAACAUUAAAUUCAAAUGCACUGUAAUGCAUUUAUAGAAAUUGUCGAAUUAAAAUACUGAGUUUGCAAGAAACGAAUUUACAAACUAAGUUUGAGUUCCCAAGAACUAGAAUUUCAAAUUAAAUCGAUAAGAAGACUACAACGUGUCAAAUUUUAUCGUCAGAACGCGUUAAUUUGAAUGUCGAAAGCGACCGAGUCCCAGCGCGCCAAAUUUGAAUUCCAAGAGCGCCCGCUCCCAGCGCGCCAAAUUCGAAUGCAUAGAAAUUGCAGUGCUUCAGUUCCAGCACUCUAAAUUCGAGAAUAAAUAGUUUCUGACUGAAUAGAACUCCAUCGAAACUCGAAGAAACAACGCGAAAUUUGAAUUUCGAGAGCGCGGACUCCCAGCGCGCCAAAUUUGAAUUUCAACAACACCCAGCGCGUGAAAUUCGAACGCACAGAAACCGCAGCUCCCAGCAGCAAUUCUCAUUGAAUUAAACUCUCUGAAACUCGAAGAAACAGCACAUCAAAUUUGAAUUUCAAGAGCGUCGGCUUCCAGCGCGCCAAAUUUGAAUUUCAACACCGAGCGCGCGAAAUUCGAAUGCACAGAAACCGCAGCUCCCAGCAGCAGUCUCAUCGAAUUAAACUUUCCGAAACUCGAAGAAGUCUUGCAGAAUUGAAAAAUUAGGCAAGUUGGACUUUUAUUGGCCCUGGCAGCCAUAAAGUUAUGAUAAUGGCGCGCAAUAUGGUCAUGGCUCGUGCGUCAUAAGGCUUCGGCUGUCGGAACGGUGACAUCAAUUUAGAAAACUGUCGACCGCGGGUAAAUCUAAUUAUUUAACGAGCGAGUGGGCGUAAUGCGUCUCCGAGUGGCGACGCGAAAUCGUGCGGAAGACCGACGUGUACCCUUCGUUUCCCUGAAAACGGAUUCCCAGUUGUUUCGCUGGCGAACAAACGGGAUUUUAGUGCGGACGGUGUGUCGUGCUGGUGUUCCGUGUUGUGUUUAACUUCAAGAAAUAGCAAGGAUUUUUGGAAGGUCUAUUGGGUACCGCAAUGUAUCUUGGAUAAGUAAGACGCUUCCGACAUCGGCUGAUAAACCAAAGAGCACUGUGAUAGCAAACUAAAGAUGAACCACGAAAUUGUGAGUGAAAACAGUGAAACUACCGCAUCGGUUCGACGUUGAUCAGUGAAAACGAUCAUGUUCACGAUGAUCGAGCCGAGAAACGACAGGGUGUCCAACACCCAGACAAAACACCAUUGUUACCAGGUGAUAAGAACCACCAGGGUGCACCAGAGUUCAAGGAGCUCGAGGAUGGUUACCGUUCAGGAGAAGGUCAUCAGAUCGCGGCUGCAGUUGGGAUAUUCGACUCCUACCAACUUCAUUAAUCGCUUCCCUCAGAAAAUGGAGAGGCCAUCGCAGCAUGCCGCGAACGUGAACCAGGUGCACAGCAGCGGCAUGCACGGGGUGUACUCGUCCGGCAGCCAAACAUCCCUGACGACGUCGUACAUCACGGGCCAGUCAUAUGUUCAGAAUCAGAAUUACGCCCACGGUCCGUACAACUCGUCGUCCAAUGUGCGGGUGUACGCUCAUGCGGGGUACAAUCAGCCCCAAAGCUACGGCACCAUGGUGCAGGGCUACGGCGGUCAACCUCAGGCAACAGGGUAUCAACAAAAUCACCUUAAAAAAGGACCUGUACGUAACGGAGACGUGCUGAAGAGAUGUCGCCUUCAGACUGCGUACGAGCUGUCUCAGGACCUCCUAGACAAGCAGAUCGAGAUGUUAGAGCGAAAAUACGGCGGUGUGAAGGCCAGGAACGCGGCGCUGACCAUCCAACGCGCGUUCCGAAGAUACACACUGCUGAAGAAGUUCGCGGCGAUCACCGCGAUGGCAAAGGCGGAGAAGAGGCUCAGCAGGAAGCUGCAGGAGACGGAUCGAGCGACGGGCAUGAACGAGCACGAGAAGAUGGCCUACCACAGUCAGAUUUAUAUCCAGCAGCCUCAGACCGCGAACAGACCCAUGCCCAUCAGGAGCAUGUCCCUCAGAGAGAGGAGGCACGCGGAGAACUCGCAGUCGCCGAUACCCAGAAGUCAGAGCGGCAGGUGCGAGGUUCAGGUCACGGGUCAUCAGCACGCGAAUCAUAAUAUUCAUCAGAGCGGCAGACACACGCCCUCCUUGGCGCCCAGUCCUUGCAACAGACAUCAGCAGCUUCCUCCCAGUCCGUGCUGGGAGUCCAGCUCCCAGGAAAGCGGCUCUAGCAUCCAUUAUUACAACCCACAGGAAGCCCUUUGUGGCAUCAGACAAGAGACACCUCCGCGGGACUUGCUUCGAACGCCGUGCACGUCGCCGUCGACGCCUCACAAUCUCCAAACACCGAUCCCUCAAAACUGGAGCAAUACCAGUCAUCUGGGCUCCGCCGGGCGAACGAGAGGAUCCGCGAAAAAGGUCCCGCCGGAAGUGCCAAAAAGAACGUCUUCCAUUACGUCCAGGUCCAUGGAACCGCGUCACAAUGGUUUGAGCAAGAGCGUCGAGAACGGUAGCCUGAGCUCGGUCCAGAGCUCUGGCAGCGAUUCCACUAAUUGCGAGAGCUCAGAGGGAGACGCUCAAAGAGGAUCACCUGUGUGGAAGCAUAAAGGAAUCUCAAGCUCGCCGGAACAUCAGGAAUGCGCGAAUCACGCGACAGACUCAGCCACCAUGAUGAACAGCGUAAAAGAUAUGGGUCAUUCACACGCCAGCUCCGGUUACCAGCUUCCAUUGAUGGACCAUCAAGAGAGUAUACCACAAACGAGCUACAAAGUAUCGGAGACCGUCAGAAAACGUCAAUACAGAGUAGGCCUAAAUCUGUUCAACAAGAAGCCCGAACGGGGAAUCAGUUAUCUGAUCAGACGAGGAUUCUUGGAGAACAGUCCGCAGGGUGUAGCCAGAUUCUUGAUCAGCAGAAAAGGAUUGUCCAAGCAGAUGAUAGGAGAGUACCUUGGGAACUUGCAGAACCCCUUCAACAUGGCUGUGCUUGAAUGCUUCUCCCACGAGCUGGAUCUGUCUGGAAUGCAAGUGGACGUAGCCCUAAGGAAAUUCCAAGCAUACUUCCGGAUGCCUGGCGAAGCCCAGAAGAUAGAACGACUGAUGGAGAUCUUCAGUCAACGUUAUUGCCAAUGCAAUCCAGACGUGGUGUCCAGGCUACGUUCAGCAGACACCGUCUUCGUCUUGGCGUUUGCUAUAAUCAUGCUGAACACAGAUUUACAUACUCCAAACCUGAAGCCGGAACGCAGGAUGAGGUUGGAAGACUUCAUCAAGAAUCUCAGAGGCAUAGACGACUGCGGGGAUAUUGACAGAGACAUAUUAAUGGGCAUCUACGAGAGAGUGAAGGAGAACGAAUUUAAGCCUGGAUCUGAUCACGUUUCCCAAGUGAUGAAGGUUCAAGCGACGAUAGUGGGCAAGAAGCCUAACAUGGCGUUGCCGCACAGAAGAUUAGUCUGCUAUUGCAGGCUGUACGAGAUCCCAGAUAUACACAAAAAGGAGAGACCAGGUGUUCAUCAACGAGAAGUGUUCCUCUUUAAUGAUCUUCUCGUUGUGACCAAGAUCUUGAGCAAGAAGAAGAACAGUGUCACCUAUACCUUCAGACAGAGCUUCCCACUUUGCGGAAUGGUCGUCACCCUGUUUGAAGUUCCACAUUAUCCGUACGGAAUUAGACUCUCCCAACGCGUGGAUGGAAAGGUUUUGGUCACAUUCAACGCGAGGAACGCGCACGACAGGUGCAAGUUCGUGGAGGAUCUCAGGGAAUCUAUCAGCGAAAUGGACGAAAUGGAGACCUUACGGAUUGAGACAGAAUUAGAACGACAGAAGAGCAGUAGAAGCGCCAGAGGAGGCGCAGAGAACCGGGAUUCUGGAGUAGCGGAUGUGGAGAUAUGUCCUUGCCCAGGUCCCUGCUCGGAGAGGUCAGAAACCACCGACACGGACACGCAAUUGAAACGCUCUGCUCUUAGUAACUCGCUCCUGGAUAUACAUGAGCAGUUUGCCGGUGAGAAACCACAACGACGUGGAAGCGUGGGCUCCCUAGAUAGCGGUAUGUCGAUUUCUUUUCAAUCUACAUCUGCCAGCUCAAUGAGCCAAGGCAUUAAACAUCCUGGACAUCCUAUACAUCCAGGGGCUACGAUCCCUGGUGGUGCUAAGGGACUGGCUCAGCAGCCAUCUUUUUUAGGGGGUCUCUUCGCCAAACGGGAACGAAAGCUUUCGCAAUCGGAGGAAUCAGGCCCCUACAGUCGCACCACGGAAGUAUAAUAUAUCCUUCCGGUGCUAUUUAACUGAUAACAGACCAAAUCGGAUUCCUACAAGGGGACGAGCACUGAUUAAUUAUCUAUCGAACGCGUAACUCAGAACUUCUUGAAAAGUGUAUACCAUUGGCGUAGCUAAAGGCGGACCUGGCCUUCCAUAGGUCCUCUUUCCAAUCCCUAAAUUCCCAAAUUUAAAAAUUGAUCAUAGUGGAUAUAAAGCGUUAAUAAUAGAGAACCCAAAGAUCUCAUUAACCCCGAGAAUAGUCACGCCACUGACCUGUACUUGUACCAUUCUUUAUUUCAGACUUUGGUGUUAUGGUAUGAAAAAAUUGAUAGUAGUAGUUUGAAAAGUAGUAGUAAAAUUUGAAGCCAAUGGUUCGUGCAGUCCCUUUGUUGGAUAAGACUCCUCUUGCUUUCCUCGACUUCUGAGAAAGCGAAGCACAUUUAACAUUGCACACGAACAGAAAGUACAACGCAGUUUGAAACUGGAAGGAAGAGCGAAAGUUACCCUAGGUUAAAAAUGAAACAUAGAAAGAAGUGCUUCGAGAAAUGAGCGAAGAAAGUUGGAAGGUAACAAGAUGUAAAUUUAUGAGAUUGGGCAGGAUCCAAUCGCUAUCAGUCCAAGAAGAGGAUUUGGCAAGACCCUGCUGGCACAUGUAUAAUAUUUAUUCAUCCAAAAAAGAAGUCGGAUACGUUUUCUUUCGUAUGGUAUUUAUAUAUUAUAAUUUCUAAUGGUGGGUCAAACUCGCGCCGAUCUGCGUUGUGUAUGUAGAUAAUAAUCGUUUUGUUCGCCGCUAAGAAUGAACCGGUUUUUAAGCAGGUUAUGUUAAGAAAGGAUAUUCUUAACGUAACGUGAGACAAAAAAAUGGAUAAAGCGGUUCAUGGAGAGUGGCUCUCGAGUAAUGUCGUGUUUUUUGCAAGUGUCGUC